AUGGCCCGAAAACCACCAUCUCAAAAACCUAAGCGGGCUCAACGAGCUCAACGAGCUAACCGGGCCAAGUCCAGGUUCGAGACACCGGCGCCAUUCAGAAGAGGCAUCACGCCGUCUGUGGCAACGUAUCGCCUACGUCGGCGAACGCGAGCGCCGGCAACUUAUUGCCCGCAGUGGCCUCAGAUCGAUGGGGACGAGGAAGAGAACGCUCAAGAGAUGGUUCAGACUGUCGCCGAUCAUGAAGAGCAUCAUGAGGGGGUUGACCAUAUCAGUGGUGGACCAUUCUCAUCCACUGGAGAAGAAGUCUUGUCCGAAAGCGACCUCAGCGGCUUUCCCGAUGAUUUCUCCGAGAGUGCCCAUGAGAUUGUGAGAAGUACGGCGAACGGAACGCAAAGGCGUACAUGCAUUGAAUCCUUUUCAGACCAUGAAGAGGUCGAAGCUGGAGACCACAGGAGCCUCCGGGCGAGAGCGCGGCAGGAAAGGCCUACACUAGACCGCAUUGUUGGCCCGUCGAGACAAGAUCGGCCCGCCCGCGAGAUACCCAUGAGCCAAGAUGGUCCAGUUCUGAGCAAGAGCAGAGCGCAGCGUGAAGAAGUCAGGUCGGAAUUCAUCGAAUCAGAUACAGGCCAGGAGACGCUGGAACAGCGCCCGGAAUCGGAGGAAGCCGAAGAAAUUGGAGUGAUGAAGGUGGAUAGUGAAGAUACGGUUCAUUAUGUCCCGCCCACUGCUUCAGACCCCGCCGCUUCGGCAGGCUUAAGAGGAUUCCGGAGACAGCCGGAACCAGGGGAACCAAGCGGAUUCUCAAACGGAAGGAUAUACCCAAACCCCCGCAACCCCUAUCUGCCAACCCCACCCCGACCGCAAGAGCAGUGUAGCGAAAGAGCCAGUCCAAGGAGCGAAGCACAGGCCUACACCAUCUGCCGCCCACCCCCCACCGCACUCCCCCCCUCCCCAACUACUCCGCCUCAAGACCCCACGCACAUUUUUCCCCACCUCAACGCGCGUCUAAUCGACUUCGAACGCCUGACCAGGACCACACAUCCGUAUCUGACCCACGCCACCGAGCCCUCAGUCAUCUACGACCUUCUGCUCGCACAAUACAUAGUCGCGGACUGCGUGCGCGAGGCCCGAGAGCAGCGCUUGCGCCCGGUUGAUGAACUUGAGUAUCUUCGGCUGGUGCUUAGGUUCCGGGAAGAGCGGCCGCUGCAAGCGGGGAAAGAGUAUCCGGUUAAUAAACUGUGGUUUGUGAUGUUUGUUAGGGAGUGGUGGGGGAAGAGGGCUGGUGUAAGGGGGCGGGAAUAG
Trematosphaeria pertusa is the source of this 1302-nucleotide messenger RNA. RefSeq lists its product as uncharacterized. The record is from RefSeq and is a predicted model, not a curated record. The coding region runs from base 1 to 1302 and encodes 433 amino acids. The transcript has 4 exons. Lineage: Eukaryota; Fungi; Ascomycota; Dothideomycetes; Pleosporales; Trematosphaeriaceae.